CUCCUAAGUCUCCAUCCUCCCCUCUCCUGAGUCCUCUCUACUGACACCAUGGGCUGCUGUGGUUGUGGAGGUUGUGGUGGCUACGGCGGUGGCUGCAGUGGUGGCUGUGGUGGCUGCGGUGGUGGCUGUGGUUGUGGUGGCGGCGGUGGCUGCGGUGGUGGCUGUGGUGGCUGCGGUGGCUGCGGCGGUGGCUGUGGCGGCUGUGACAGCUGCACCACGUGCAGGUGCUACCGGGUGGGCUGCUGCUCCGGCUGCUGCCCCUGCUGCUCCGGCUGCUGUGGGGGCUGCUGCAGCACCCCCGUGGUCUGCUGCCACCGCCGCACCUGCCGCCGCCACUCGUGUGACUGCGGCUGCGGGAAGGGCUGCUGUCAGCAGACGUGCUGUCAGCAGAAGUGCUGCUGCAGGAAGCAGUGCUGCCACUAGGGGGCCGGUCCAGCAUCAGGUAGAGUUGGCCGGAAUGGGUUUGUUGGUAAGACUUUCCUCCAACCCUCCUCAUCCCUUUCCCUGACCUGGAAGUCACUGGUGUGGACUCAAGGUCUGCACCUGGAUGUCAUCCCCUCUUGCGUCAUAGGUUGUUAAUUUCAGAAGACCCUGCUAUGGAUGUGAGCAACGAGAACUGUGAAAAGACAGCCCAGCUGCUGGAGGCAAUUCACACAAUGAACAAACUGAAAAUUGAAUCACAGUUACUAACUCUUUUGCUUUCCUGAAAUUCUUUCACACAACUUCAGUGCCUCCACUUCUUUUCACGGUGCCCCUAAAUUACAUGCCCUUUCUUCUGUAAUCUUCCGCCCAGCAGUUCUGGACUGCUGAAAAGUAAAUCAUAAAUAGAAUAAUGUACCAUACAUUGAUGGCUAAAGAUCUGGGUUUUUUAGUUUUAUUUAUUGUCUUACUAUGAAAGGACUUUCUGUGUUCUGUAAAUUCAGGCAAGCUAAAUAAAG
Molecule: messenger RNA, 938 nt
Organism: Camelus dromedarius (Arabian camel)
Lineage: Eukaryota; Metazoa; Chordata; Mammalia; Artiodactyla; Camelidae
Product: small cysteine and glycine repeat-containing protein 8-like
Exons: 1
Coding region: 49-423 (124 amino acids)
Source: RefSeq, a predicted model, not a curated record